Porites evermanni is the source of this 2076-nucleotide messenger RNA. Lineage: Eukaryota; Metazoa; Cnidaria; Anthozoa; Scleractinia; Poritidae. The record is from the annotation of a GenBank genome assembly.
AUGGAAUACUCGCAAGAGCAACUUAACUACUUCAGACUCUGCUACAUAGCAUUUGAUUUGGUUCCAGCAGGACUGCGGCAGAUUUUCAAAAACGAAUGGGAUUUCCUCUAUAAAGCAACGUCGAUUGGAGAAUGGAAAGACACGGCACAAAAUGGUCUUGAUUUCUUCAACAAUGAAUCUAAAGCAAGUCACAAGAAAAACGCCCGGUGUCUGGCAACAAUCCACAAUGGUAACACGGCAAAGUGGGACUGCACCUGUCUGUUUUUUGCAAUCCUGUACUCAGACACUGUUGGCAGCACUUUAAGUCCAACUGUCUGUAAAUUGGUCGAUGAUGUUCGUCAGGUGCGAAACGCGAUCGCUCAUAUCACCGAGGCUAGGUUGACAGAUGCCGACUUCCAAACUUUUGUAGACAGAGUGUUGAAGGAUUUUACCUCCCUUGGUCUUUCUGUAACUGAGAUUCAAGAAAUAAAGAACCAGACGACCUUUCCAACAAACGAAGUGGAAAAAAUUAAGAAGCAAGUUCGUGAUCUCCAAGCCGAGUUAGAUCAGACAAAAAGCACUCUUCAAAGUACAGAAGCUGCCCUUGUUUCUACAAAAGAAGAAAACAAAUCUCUUACACAGGAAAUAAGUUCGAAACUUCAGUCACUUUGCAUUCUCGCAUCGCGCCCACCACAUGUUAUCAUUAGGCGCUCGCAUGAUAUUGAAAGAAUCAUUAACAAAAUGGAGGAACUUUACAAGAGUUCCAGCGGAGCAGUCAGUACAGUGUAUUUGUCAGGAAAUCCAGGAUGUGGCAAGAGCCAACUUGCCCGGGAAAUUGGACAACAGCUCUUUUAUGAACAAAACAAUGAUCUUAUCUUUGCUGCGACACUGAACACAGAAAACAUCGAGACACUUGUUGACUCUUACCUCACCCUUGGAAGACACCUAAGGAUAACAGAAUACGCGUUGACAAGCUUAAAAUCUAUAAAAACUGUGAAACCUAUUAAACAGCUCCAUCGCUUGAUUGUCCCGAAGACCAGCAAGUUUACCAAAUGGUUGAUAAUAGCAGACAAUGUGAUUGACUUACGCUUGCUUCCUCAAACUGGCAGUAAAGAAUGGGGCCAUGGGCAAGUUCUGAUUACCACCCAAGAUAGUGGUACAAUUCCUCAAAACGCUCCUCACACGUAUCAUGAAUCUUUAAGCAAAGGAAUGGGGCGCGACGAGGCAGUGGAAUUGCUGGAAACAGUAACGCAAAUUUCAGAGCCAGUACAAGCAGAAAAUGUCGCUGAACUUCUCGAUUUUCAGCCACUGGCUUUAGCUGCUGCUGCUUAUUACGUGCAAACUGUUGUGACAGGUGGGUCUUCAAAUUAUAAUUGGAAAGCAUACCUUCAAGACAUAUCAACAUACAGCCAGCGAAAAAAGACCGAAACUGUCCUUGCUAAUGAGAGUUCAGCCUACGCUAAAAAAACAGUGGCCGCAGUAGAAAUUGCUAUCCACAGAGCUGUUGAAACAGACGAGGUUCUUCGUCAUACAUUCUCUUUUCUUUCGCUGUGCGCUAACGACGAUCUGCCUCUCGAAACUGUUUUAAAGUUCGUCAAGGCCCAAGUAAAAGACCAGCUAGAGGUUUUAAUGAAAGCAAAGAUUGUAAAGUCCUCUUUAAUUCUUGUUCAUUCCGAAGAAGGGAGUGAACAAACUUAUCUACGUUUACAUAAAGUUGUACAUGAAGUUUUGAAACGAGGCGAGAUAGCUUACCUGAAAUCAUUUGAGAGUGACCACACCAUAGCAGAAGCGAUAAAGAUUUUCAAGGUUGAACUUGACGAAAAUGACGGGAAUUAUGCGUUUUUUAAAAACUUAAGGCCCCACUGUGAAUCUUUACUAAAGCAGAUGACGUCAGAGUUUAGUUUGGAUCACAGAACUUUCUUAGAAAGGUUUGCACCCUUCGUAGAUUUGGAUACAGUUAUUGAUUGGCUACAUACUCUAGCCUUCAUGGGUCUGUCACAAAAGUUCCUAUUUUUUCUUUGCGAAAAUUGUGGUCAACUUAGCAUUCGAUCUACUGGGGAGCUUAGUCGACACUUCAACGGGUGCGUUAACCCGUAG